CUCCCACGUGGGCGAAACACUGACGCGUCGCGUCUUUCGCUGCUCAGCUCAGCCUGCGGUCCCUCUCCCUUGCUCACUCCGUCCACGCUUCCCCUUCCCUCUCUUCCCGAGAUCUUGCACCACUCAAUAUGGGAAACACUCCGUCAGGACUACCCGGUGCGCCGCCUGGCGGCCAGAAGCCAGGCGACCAGAACCAGAAGAACAACCAGGAGCAACAGAAGAAGAAAUGGGAGCCCCCCUUGCCCACCCGUGUUGGCAAGAAGAAGAAGAAACGCGGCCCCGACGCUGCCUCGAAGCUGCCUGCAGUCCACCCGACUACCCGCUGCCGUCUGCGGCUGCUGAAGAUGGAGCGCAUCAAGGACUAUUUGCUCAUGGAGGAGGAGUUCAUCCAGAAUCAGGAACGCCUUAAGCCAGAGGCGGCUCGGGAGGAGAAGAACGAGGAGGACAGGACAAAAGUGGAUGACCUGCGCGGUAGCCCGAUGGCUGUGGGCACACUGGAGGAGAUCAUCGACGACGACCAUGCCAUCAUCAGCACGGCGUCAGGUCCCGAGUACUACGUCUCCAUCAUGAGCUUCGUUGACAAGGACCUCCUUGAGCCCGGCUGCCAGGUGCUGUUGCAUCACAAGAACCAGGCGGUCAUUGGGGUCCUCCAGGAUGACGCGGAUCCUAUGGUUAAUGUCAUGAAGCUGGACAAAGCACCCACGGAGAGUUACGCAGAUAUUGGUGGUCUGGAACAGCAGAUUCAGGAAAUCAAGGAAUCCGUGGAGCUGCCGCUGACACAUCCGGAGUUGUACGAGGAGAUGGGUAUCAAGCCACCCAAGGGUGUCAUCCUCUAUGGUGUGCCUGGUACUGGGAAGACGUUGCUUGCGAAGGCGGUGGCGAACCAGACGUCGGCGACAUUCUUGCGUGUAGUCGGCUCGGAGCUCAUCCAGAAAUACCUCGGUGACGGUCCGAAGCUCGUGCGGGAGAUGUUCCGAGUAGCAGAGGAGCAUGCGCCAAGUAUCGUUUUCAUUGACGAGAUUGAUGCUAUCGGUACCAAGCGGUACGAUUCGACAUCAGGUGGUGAACGAGAGAUUCAACGAACCAUGUUGGAGCUUCUGAACCAGCUGGACGGCUUCGACACUCGAGGAGACGUGAAGGUGAUCAUGGCGACGAAUAAGAUCGAGUCGCUAGACCCUGCGCUCAUUCGACCUGGUCGUAUUGACCGGAAAAUUGAGUUCCCGCUACCUGAUAUCAAGACAAAGCGACACAUCUUCAAGCUGCAUACAUCACGUAUGAGCCUUGGCGACGAUGUCGAUCUUGAGGAGUUCGUCACGGCGAAGGAUGAUCUGUCGGGUGCCGAUAUCAAGGCAGUAUGCACCGAAGCAGGUCUGCUCGCGCUGCGAGAGCGGCGGAUGCGGGUGACGAAGACCGACUUUGCAUCCGCGCGCGAGAAGGUGUUGUACAGGAAGAACGAGGGCACACCGGAGGGCCUCUACCUGUGAUUGUAUCGUAUUACUAUCUUCCGGUUUGUUCUGUUUUGUGUUUCGUAUGGACCUUGCAUGUCGCUGCGGAUGGAUCGAUGAACCUGUUGAGAAACAAGAUUGGCCAUGAGGUAGACACAAGGUAGACGGGCGCGCUUGGUCUCACGUGUCGCCGUCGCGUCUGUGGCAAAUCGCGAGCGUGCGCCUUCGCGUUCUUCACACUGAAAUUUGUGGCUGCUGGCAACUUCGAAACGUUUGCACCCAAUGUACACCGCAUAAAACUUGCUUGGUUGAUGCCAACAACUGCUCGUCCCGUCAUGCGCCCUCAACAAGAGG
Molecule: messenger RNA, 1799 nt
Organism: Rhodofomes roseus
Lineage: Eukaryota; Fungi; Basidiomycota; Agaricomycetes; Polyporales; Fomitopsidaceae
Product: 26S proteasome subunit P45
Exons: 6
Coding region: 129-1484 (451 amino acids)
Biological process (GO): proteasome-mediated ubiquitin-dependent protein catabolic process
Cellular component (GO): proteasome regulatory particle, base subcomplex
Molecular function (GO): proteasome-activating activity; ATP hydrolysis activity; ATP binding
Source: RefSeq, a predicted model, not a curated record